Molecule: messenger RNA, 900 nt
Organism: Procambarus clarkii (red swamp crayfish)
Lineage: Eukaryota; Metazoa; Arthropoda; Malacostraca; Decapoda; Cambaridae
Source: RefSeq, a predicted model, not a curated record
AUGUGCUUGGGGAUGCCUCGGAAGAACCAGGCGCCAGAUCUCUUCCACAUCUCCCGCGUCUCGGCGCAGAUCUUGCAGAGCCACACCUUCCCUCCGUCCGGGCUGGCACUCUCCACCCCACACUUGCUGCACACUCUCUUUGGGCCGCCAGUUGUGCCGCCAGUUGGGCCGCCAGUUGGGCCGCCAGUUGGGCCGCCAGUUGGGCCGCCAGUUGGGCCGCCAGUUGGGCCGCCAGUUGGGCCGCCAGUUGGGCCGCCAGUUGGGCCGCCAGUUGUGCCGCCAGUUGGGCCGCCAGUUGGGCCGCCAGUUGUGCCGCCAGUUGGGCCGCCAGUUGGGCCGCCAGUUGGGCCGCCAGUUGUGCCGCCAGUUGUGCCGCCAGUUGGGCCGCCAGUUGUGCCGCCAGUUGGGCCGCCAGUUGGGCCGCCAGUUGUGCCGCCAGUUGGGCCGCCAGUUGGGCCGCCAGUUGGGCCGCCAGUUGUGCCGCCAGUUGGGCCGCCAGUUGGGCCGCCAGUUGGGCCGCCAGUUGGGCCGCCAGUUGUGCCGCCAGUUGUGCCGCCAGUUGGGCCGCCAGUUGGGCCGCCAGUUGUGCCGCCAGUUGUGCCGCCAGUUGUGCCGCCAGUUGGGCCGCAAGUUGUGCCGCCAGUUGUGCCGCCAGUUGGGCCGCCAGUUGGGCCGCCAGUUGGGCCGCCAGUUGGGCCGCCAGUUGGGCCGCCAGUUGGGCCGCCAGUUGUGCCGCCAGUUAGGCCGCCAGUUGGGCCGCCAGUUGGGCCACCAGUUGGGCCGCCAGUUGUGCCGCCAGUUGGGCCGCCAGUUGGGCCGCCAGUUGUGCCGCCAGUUUCACAGUUGUGGAGGAUGGUUGGAGCUACGGGUGUGUGUGCUUCCCGUGUUAAGAAGGGUUGA